Molecule: messenger RNA, 16967 nt
Organism: Alligator mississippiensis (American alligator)
Lineage: Eukaryota; Metazoa; Chordata; Crocodylia; Alligatoridae
Gene: NID1
Product: nidogen 1
Exons: 20
Coding region: 29-3775 (1248 amino acids)
Biological process (GO): cell-matrix adhesion
Molecular function (GO): calcium ion binding
Source: RefSeq, a predicted model, not a curated record
CCACAAACGCGGUGCAGGGCGCAGCACCAUGGGCUGGGGUUGGGGGCUGCUGGCGCUCCUGGCGCUGGCCGGGCCCGGGCGCUGUGGCCCGCCGCUCCUGCCCUUCGGGUCGGAGGGCGGUGAUGCGGAGCUGGAAGCCGGGGACGACGUGACCUCGCCGGCCCUGGAGCUCAGCGCCCCGCUGCACUUCUACGGCUCCGCCGUCCACUCCGUGCACGUUGCCACUAAUGGAAUCAUUGGAAUGAACAAACCGUCAAAAGAAGAAAAAUACCUUGGUCGAUUCCCAAUAAGUUUUGGGGCUAUUGCUCCUUUUAUGGCUGAUCUGGACACUACCAGUGGACAUGGGAAGGUGUUUUAUAGAGAAGAUUCAUCCCCUGAUGUCUUGCAGCUUGUUGUCAGCUAUAUCCGAAGAGGUUUUCCGGAGGUUACUUUUGAUCCGAUUAGUGUUGUCAUUGUUACCUGGGCGCGUGUGGCUCCUUACCGUACUCCUAGUGAAGAUGCUGUUCUGGAAGACAAGAGAAACACAUUCCAGGCUGUUUUAGCCUCUUCUGAUUCCAGUUCCUAUGCUGUUUUCCUUUAUCCAGAAGAUGGUUUGCAGUUCUGGAGUACACACUCCAAGAAUGCCAAGGAAAAGAUUCCUGCUACUGUUGGCUUUAGUCAGGCGUCUACAAACUACCUACUCUGGGAAAAACUGGGAUCCUACAACAUAGUUGCUCAUGAUGAAGAGUCCAUCAGAAGCCUGUACAAAAGCAGCAAUAUUGGAAAGCCUGGAGUAUGGGUGUUUGAGAUUGGUAGCUCAUCUAUCAUCCUGCCUGCCAAAGUCAGCAGCAGUCCAGAAAGUUUGGAGUAUAAUGACUAUGAAGAAUAUCAAGAGGUGACUUUACAACCAUCUGUAUCAUACCAUAACUCAGCUGAAACAGGCCAACAACAUGUAACAUAUGAUGUUCACAGAAAAGGUGGCGAUCAACAGCAUAUUUCCUAUGGAGUUCCUCAGUCAGCUACAGAAGAAGACUUGAAGUCUUCAGUUGUAACUGGGAUCCCUCCAAUAGAGUCCUCUCUCAAUCGUCAGGCAGAUUUCGUCACUGGGAAAACACCACCUGACCCGUUUCAAGUCCAGAGGUUCUACCAGCAGGAACCCCAAGUUAUAGAUGUGGAAGAGUUUGAUGAAACAGGGAUUGUAUUCCGCUACAAUACUGAUGUCCAACAGACCUGUGCUAACAACCGCCAUCAGUGCUCCAUUCAUGCUGUUUGCAAAGACUAUUCAAAUGGGUUUUGUUGCAGUUGCAUUGCUGGUUACAAAGGGAAUGGCAGGCAAUGCGUAGCAGAAGGUUCUCCUCAGCGAGUCAAUGGGAAAGUCAAAGGAAGAAUCUUUGUUGGGAAUAACCCAGUGCCAGUUGUGUUUGAGAACACUGACCUCCAUUCCUAUGUUGUGAUGAAUCAGGGGCGGGCCUACACUGCUAUCAGCACAAUCCCAGAGACACUGGGUUAUUCUUUGCUUCCCCUAGCCUCUGUUGGAGGUAUCAUAGGAUGGAUGUUUUCUGUGGAACAGCAAGGAUAUAAAAACGGAUUCAGUCUUACUGGUGGUGAGUUUACACGACAAGCUGAAGUUAUCUUCCUUGGCAAUAAUGAGAAGCUGGUUAUCAAGCAGAAGUUCAACGGAAUUGAUGAGCAUGGCCAUCUUACAAUCAGCACAGAAAUGGAGGGUAGAAUUCCUGAGAUCUCAUUUGGUGCAUCAGUUCACAUAGAGCCAUACACUGAGCUCUAUCAUUCUUCUACAUCUGUGAUCACUUCAUCAUCUACCAGGGAAUACACAGUGACGCCACCAGAAAGAGAUGGCUCUUCUUCCAGCUACACUGCUGCCUACCAGUGGCGACAGACCAUCUCAUUUGAUGAAUGUAUCCAUGAUGACUCGCAUCAUCCUGUUUCUGCGACACAGCAGCUAUCAGUGGACAGCAUUUUUGUACUGUAUAACAAAGAUGAACAAAUUCUACGUUAUGCUAUGAGCAACUCCAUUGGCCCAGUUAGUGAUGGUUCUGCUGAUAUUAACCGGAAUCCUUGCUACACCAAUAGCCAUGAUUGUGAUAGCAACGCAGUAUGUCGCCCAGGAACAGGAAACCAGUUCUCCUGUGAAUGUUCUGUAGGCUUCCAGGGAGAUGGACGUUUUUGUUACGAUGUUAAUGAGUGCUCAGAGCAACCAACUGUAUGUGGCAGCAAUGCAGUCUGUAAUAACCAACCGGGAACUUACCGAUGUGAGUGUGUUGAUGGCUAUCAGUUUUCAGCUGAUGGGCGGAGUUGUGUGGCAAUCGAACAUGUGAUAAACCAUUGCCUGGCAGGCACGCACAACUGUGAUAUUCCUCAGCGUGCCCAGUGUACAUAUGUUGGUGGGUCUUCCUUCAUCUGUUCCUGUCUCUCUGGCUUCUCUGGAGAUGGACGUGCCUGUGUAGAUGUAGAUGAAUGUCAACAGAACCGCUGUCACCCAGAUGCUUUCUGCUACAACACUCCAGGGUCCUUCAGAUGCCAGUGCAAGGCAGGUUAUCGCGGGGAUGGUUUCCAGUGUGUGUUAGGAGAAGUGGAGAAAACCAAAUGUCAGCAUGAACGAGAACUGGCUUUGGGCUCUCACAUCCCCAGAGGGUCCAGACCUGUUGGUGAUUUUAUCCCACAGUGUGAUGAAUAUGGGAAUUACAAACCAACCCAGUGCCAUUCCAGCUCUGGGUACUGUUGGUGUGUGGACAGUUAUGGGAAUGAGAUUGAUGGCACAAGAUCUGGUCCAGGAAUCCGACCCCCAUGUCUGAGCACAGCUGCUCCUCCAGUUGUUAUUGGGCCCUCUGUUCGACCAGAUUCAAUUCCUCUGCCCCCAGGAACACACUUACUCUUUGCCCAAAGUGGGAAGAUUGAACAUGUCCCACUGGAGGGGAAUAAUAUGAAGAAAACUGAUGCAAAAGCUUUGCUAUAUGUUCCAGAUAAAGUUGUUAUUGGAGUUGCGUAUGACUGCAAGGACAAGAUGGUUUAUUGGACAGACAUCAGUGGCCCUUCCAUCAGUCAAGUCAGUCUGCAUGGUGGGGAGCCAACAGCCAUCAUCAAAACAGAUUUGGGAAGCCCUGAAGGAAUAGCAAUAGACCAUCUAGGUCGCAACAUCUUCUGGACUGAUUCACAACUUGAUAGAAUAGAAGUGGCCCGUCUGGAUGGUAACCAGCGUCGUGUGCUGUUUGACAGUGAUUUGGUGAACCCCAGAGCUAUCGUAGCAGAUGCUGUGAAGGGAAAUCUUUACUGGACAGAUUGGAACAGAGAUGCUCCAAAAAUUGAAACCUCAUACAUGGAUGGCACAAACAGAAGAAUUCUUGUAAAGGAUGAUCUUGGAUUACCAAAUGGGCUGACAUUUGACAUUUACUCAUCAAUGCUGUGCUGGGCAGAUGCAGGCACCAAGAAGUUGGAAUGUAUGAACCUCAGUCAGCCUGGUCGACGAAAGGUCCUUGAAGGAAUCCUGUACCCUUUCAGCAUUACAAGCUAUGGGAAGAAUUUGUAUUACACAGACUGGAGGAGGGAUGCUGUUGUAGCUGUGGAUCGCACAGUUUCAAAAGAGAAUGAUAACUUCCAGCCCCACAAACGUUCCCGUCUCUAUGGAAUAACUACAGCCUUGGCUCAGUGCCCACCAGGACAUAGUUAUUGCGAAGUGAAUAAUGGAGGCUGUACUCAUUUAUGCCUGACCACCCCAGCAGGCCGCUCUUGCCGCUGUCCUGACAACACUGUUGGAGUGGAUUGUAUAGAACAAAACUGAGAGCUAGCACACAGAAUGUGUUAGAGCUGCAGUGUCCUGUUGGAAAUGUACUGUAAAUAGUUCACAGCUAUCAACACAAUGAAGACCCUUCAUGAUAAGUUCUCCAUGCUGCUGACAGGGAGCAAGCCACAACACACACAUGCAAGUGCGUGCACACACAUACAUGCACACACUGUUUGGCGGCAUUCAGCCAAGUGUGUAAUGCCCAGUACUUUCUUCCUGUAGUUAAAGAUGAAGUUGGGAUCCAGCUGAACCUUAGCUGGCCAGACUGCAGGCCAGUAGCUCCCAGGUGAAUUUAUUAGGUAUAAGAUUGUAUGGGAUUGUGUGGCAUAAGAUUGUAUACAUUCACACUGCUCAUUCAGACCAUUACUUUGGCUGUUAAUUUUAUUACAAAAAACCUUAAUGAGUAUACUCUAGCAUACAGUAGGCAGCAUUCCCUCUAAGCUGUGCAGUGUGUGUGGCCACGCAGGCAUGCCUGGCAGUGCAGCAUGAGUGCACCUGUUUAGCCACAUGCAUCACACAGCUUAAAGGGGACACUGACAGCAGACUUCUCCACCAGCUCACAUUGCCUCUUCAUACUCUAUGAGCUCUUCUAUUAAAACAAGCUCUAGUGGGUGUUGUACAACUUUCACUGGAUUUUUUCCAGAAAGCCUUAUUUUUUGUGUCUGGCUGACAGAUAGCUUUUUAAUAUCCUCAGAGCUGAGAGUCUAAAUACAAAUCCCAACUCACAUUACUCAUCACAAAUGAGUGUUGGUUAGUUGCUGGUUUAUUUUUUUAAAGGGACACAUUUCCUUAGUAGUGUUUCAUUUCUAUUGUUUGUGAUGCAUAUAAGCAUAAAAAAGCAGGGCUUGAAGGGACCUCUGGAGAUCAUCUAAUCCAACCGCCUACCUGAGGCAGGAUCAUUGCUAUCCAGACUAUCCCAUACAAAUCCAUUAUCUAACCUACUACUAAAACUAUGCAGGCAACCUGUCACACAACCACAAAGCAUAGCACCUGAACCUGCCACAGGUAAAGCAAGGGGACAACAGUGGCCAAUGUCCUGCUGCUGUAAAGGCUGUUGAAAUCCAAGAGAAAUCCAAGAAGGAAUGCUACAGAGAAAUGCAAACCCCCACAAUGUAUCCGUCUGACCAUGGGGUAAAAUUCCUUCCUGGCCCCAACUGUAGUAAUCAGUCUGGCCCUGAACAAAGAGACAAGAUUUUCUAGCCAGGAACCUCUGGGUUUUGUUGUGGGCAGAAGCAUUGGCAUGCCACAGUCAAAAUCCCCAGCCUGAGCUGUAGCCAACACCCAGUGCUUCUGAGGAAGACAAAAAAAAGCCCCCAGACAUGUAUAGCAAAAGGAGAGUGGGGAAACAUCCUUCCUAGCCCCAUGUGGUAACCAGCAAAGCCGCAAAGCAUAGGAAAUAGCCAUAGUAGAGCAUAGGUGUAGCAUCCCUGAGCAAUGCUUAUCCAAUCCUUUCUUGAACACCUCCAGCGAUGGAGAGUCCACAGCAUCCCUGGACAGUCUGUUCCACUGCCUUACCGUUCUAACAGUGAAGAAGUUCUUCCUGAUAUCUUUUCUAAACCUACUUUGCUGCAAUUUCCAGCCAUUGGUCCUCAUCCUGUUCUCUACAGCUAGAAAGAAAAGGCAUUCUCCCUCAUCUUUCUGUUAGCCUUUCAGAUAUUUGGAGAUUGUUAUCAUGUUAAGAGCUUUUUCUGCAAGCUCAAGAUGCUUAUUUCCUUCAGCUUCUUCUCAUAUGACUUGCCUUCCAAGCUCUUCAUCAUUUUUUUCAUUCACUGCUGGACCCUCUCUAACUUCUCCAUUUUUUUAAAUGUGGCUCCAAAAAACUGAACCCAAUACUCUUCUUUAAGCUCAAAAUGAUAUGUUCGUUUUAUCCUAUCAUUUUCUGUCCUAUUUGGCAAGCUUGGUUAUGGGAGGGUGGGGUUCUUUCACAGACUAUGAGCAACCACAGCCAUUGAGUAUUUUAUUGUCAGAAGUGUUGCCUCUGUCUCAGGGCUUCAGAAUGAAUAAAGAGUUUGCCCAUUUCAGGUGCCAUUUAAAACAAGAGCAAACCAUCUGCACUGGAAACUGACACACAAGGUGGAGUGUGUCUUCACUGACAGAAUUUAUGUGAAACAGGCAGGGGAGUCCUGCACCAUCCCUCCAUAAGAAAUUACACAUUCUUAUAUGAAAGCACAGUUCUGAAAAGUCCAUACUGUAGCAGUGGGGUUAUAAUGUUGUUGUAGCCCUGAUGGCCUAGGAAAUGUUAGAGAGGUGAGCAUUUUGGGGCAAUAUCUUUUAUUUGGACCACCAGUAUGGUUGGGAUAGGGGUAGACAAGCUUCUGAGUGCAAUGUACCUUUCCUCAGGACAGACCUGAGAAAGGGCAGUUUGUGCCCAAAAGGUUGUCAAACCUCUCUCCCAGCUACAUAAUUGGUCCAAUAAAAGAUCAUUUGCCUCUUGUAAUGUAGCAGCACAUUUCUGGGGAUGUGAUUUCACAUCUGUGCCUUCUGCUGGCAAGGUAGCUCAUCUGCAGCAGCAAAACAAAGCAUGAUUGUGGAGGUCUUGGAUAAAAGCAGCUACCUUUUAAUAACUCCUGAUCACAGCAGUAAAUUAUAAUACCUACCCCACAGCAGCUAACAUCUGCAGGCCAUUCUCCUCCAGAUUUAAACAGUGUUAAAGCAGAGCCAAUUUUGAGCCUAAGCUGUGUGACAAUUUCCUCUUUUACUGAUAUAUUUAUCAUAAAAAUACCAAACUCUAUAUAGAAUGUUUUAAAGUUCUUUGUAUAACUCUUUAUAACUUUUGUAAUUCAUUUUAUAUCUACACUUAAUCAGGUACAUUUUUAAACUGUAAAUACCAAAAAAAUGUGCUGAUAUGAAGGUGCUUAAUACCUGUUCCUCCAGAAUUAUUCAAAUAUCAGGUGGUGCUUUAAAGUUUACACUCUGUACAGCUAUCUGUAGUACAGCCAAUAAAGAUUUUUUUUUGUAAAAAAAGAAAAAAAAAAGGUCUCACCUGCAAGGAGUGGGGGGGAAGUGGUAUCUUGUGCCUGUAAGUUAUCUUCUUGCAAAUGUUACCUGUUUUUCCCCUAUCCCGGUUAUGUCAGUCCUUUUAAUCCAGGGGUGGGCAAAAUAUGGCCCAUGGGGAUAUCUGACAUGCCAAGGCAUCUGGCCUAUGGUAGAUCCCUUGGUCCUGCCUAGCCCAGAUGCACGGGGUAGCCCAGGCUGUGGUGCAUAGGACCAUUCCCACUGCCCACAGGUGCACAACGAGGCUGCAGCAAUGCAACAGUCAGACUGCUUCUCAGCAGCCCAGCACAGCAGCUCACUGCCCAGCUCCCACUGCUGACGUCACCACUGUUGCCAGCCCCAGCCCCACUGCCUGGGCUCCCUGACCUAUCUGCCCCACAUGCACAGUCAGAGGCUCCAGGCAGAGUGGGUGAGUGUGGUCACUGGGGAGACUGGCCCAGGACCCGCACAGGCAGGGCAUGCUUGGCCAGGCAGAUGGGAUGGGGUCGUGGGUGGGCAGGGAGCAGCAUCAGCGAGUGGCAUGGUUGAGUGGCACAAAGGCUGAGGCCCAGAUUGCAGAGUGGUGUCAGCGCUGGACAAGGCCCAGUGUCAGAGCCAUGCUCUUCUGCCUGCGUGUCCGCAAGAGCAGCGUUGCUUCCAUGGGCAGGGGCAUGCCGGGUCUGCCCUGGGCCCCAGCCCUGUGCAGGCAGUGCCCCAUGGUCCUGGCCCCGCCUGCCUGUCCCACUGCCAGACACUGCUCCCUGCGCGCCUGCAGCCCCAUCCCAUCCACCCAGCCGAGUGCGUCCUGCCUAUGCAUUUCCUGGGCCAGUCUCCAUAGGUAUUUCUAGAAGUAGCCAGCUGGAGUGACCUAGUGUUGAGGGACUGACAUGUUGGCCUAGAUGUCAAGCCUAAGCACUCAGCAGAAUGGGAGCUGUUAUAAAUACUGUGCCCAUUCGGGCCUCUAUCCUGUCCCUGAUGAUAGCUAGCACCAGAUCAGAGGAAGAUGCAAGAAAUCCCUCUCUUUGGAAGGUCUCAUUUCCUUAUAAUUGCAGACUAAUUUAUACCUGGUAACAUUAGUUUUUGUUCCCUCCCCAAAUGAUUUUUUGUUACAAUUAAGUCAUAACUCUGGCAAUUCUUGUUACCCAUAUAAAAGUCCAAUCCCGCCUUGAAUCUUGUGAAAUUUGAGGCUUCAGCAGUGUACUGCAGCAGUGAGCUUAAAUUACAUUUUGUGUGGGGAAAGGUGUUUCCUGUAAGCUAGCUUGGCUCUGCCAUCCCAGUAGAUUUGGCUCAGGCAUUCAUCUUUUUUUUAGUUACUAUAUAUUGAAAGAACUGUUAAAAACCUGAACAUACUGUUGCUUUUGCCCAAAUGCAAAGACUGUUAUGGCACCUUUCAUAAAAUGAGAAGCUGUUGGUGCUGUUCUUGGCCAAAUUCCCUCACCUGUUUCUCUACCCAACUGUCCUGUACUGUGCACCAUCUACCUUCAACCACAGAAUCUGCUGUUCUUGAGUGGCUCUCAGUUACAAAUUGCCUUGGACUGUCACAGAGCCAUAGAGAAGUAGGACUGGAAGGGACCUUAAGAGGUCAUCUAGUCCAACCCCCUGCUAGAAGCAAGGUCAUCCCUAUCCAAACCAUCCCAUACAAACCAUUGUCUAAACCCUGACACAGCAUAAACUUAACACCCUAACCUGCCACAGGUAAAGCAGGGAGGGUGACCACAGUAGCUUCUACAAUAUGUCUCAAGAGGUCCUGGUCAGAGAGCCACACCACCCCUGCUAAAGAAGAAGGCAAAAACUCCCAGUCCAUACCAAUAUGACCACUGGAAGUCAGUCAUCUCUUUAGAUGCUGUGGAUUUUAGAAAUAUAUGAUUUGGGGAAGUGGGGAGUUCAAGUUGUUUUGAAUUGGGUUGAAAAAGGACUCCCCCCUAUGUGACAUUGGUCAGGCUGCAGUUGGAGUACUGCAUCCGGUUCUGGAUGCCACACUUCAGGACGGAUAUGGACAGCAUCAAGAGGGUCCAGAGAAGAGCCACUCGCAUGGUCAGGGGGCAGCAGGGCAGGCCCUACAAGGAGAGGCUACAGGAUCUGAACCUGUUCAGCCUUUGCAAGGGGAUCUGGUGGCCAUCUAUAAACUGGCCAAGGGGGACCAGCAGGCCAUGGGAGGGUCCCUGUUCCCCUGAUCAGUACUGGGAGUAACAAAGAAUAACAGCCAUAAAUUGAUGGAGAGUAGGUUCAGGCUAGACAUCAGGAGGCACUACUUCACAGUCAGGGUGGCCAGGAGCUGGAACCAACUUCCAAGGGAAGUGGUGGUCGCUCCUGCCUUGGGGGGUCUUCAAAAGGAGGCUAGACGAUCACCUAGCCAGGGUCAUUUGACCCCAGCAUCCUUUCCUGCCCAUGGCAGGGGGUCGGACUUGAUGAUCUGCUCAGGUCCCUCCUGACCCCACCAACUAUGAAACUAUGAGCUAGAAAGUUGGGUGAUUUUACUCACUAGUACAAAAAAAGGGUAAAUUAUUCUCUGAUUUCUUGGAGAUGUAUGUUAGCUAAAGAUUUCAGAAAUGUUUCCAUUCAGGUCUACUCCUAAAGGCUUCAAAACGUAUAUUGUUAAGUAAGCAACAUGUGGAUAAUUUUUUCUUGCAGUUACCCCAUAACGAAAAUUGUGUCAGCAAGGAUCUGAAAAGAAAUAAAUUGCAACUCAGCAUCAAGUUCGUGAGAGGAUCAGUGGGACACAGAGCUAGCCAGGAGGCACUAUACAAUGCAGUGUAAAUAAAGUGCAAGAGUUCAGAUGCAAAGCAUUCCCCCAAAAUGAAAGACUAAGUGUUUUAAUCCCCUAAACUGCUUGAAAAUCUUGACCAUUCAGUUCGCUUGCAGAGUCACUUUACCCUACACAAUAGAAUAUAACCAAGCACUUAUAAAAUAAUUAAUCUGUAAACUUGUUAUAUAUGUUGCCAGGAAGUAUGUCCCUGAUUUCCCCCCACUGGGGAGGAGCUGAAACAUUUACAUUUUAGUGAAAUGAGGGAUCUGGCAUUUCCUUCUAUAUCUGAGAAGCAUUUGGAAAAAUCUGUUGUUCUUCCUUUGCUUGUUAUCCCCAUAGCAUUCCCUCCUAGUACAGCUGCCAGUUCCGAGUAGCUCACAGAAUUGCAGCAUCCUCCUAAGUACCUUUCCAAGUUGGCAGACUUCUUGCUCUGCAGUUCUCCAAAUACACCAUUUUGUCACAACACAUUAGAUUUUAAUUCAUGGGCUUAUAAUGAAGAAUGACAGGCGAUUUAUUAGAGGAUAAGAGGAUAAAUGGCUCUUCAGUGACAGUGUCACACUGCAUCAGUUUAACGUAGGGUUAAAUAUGGUCUGUUUCUCAUGGCAUUCUGCUGUGAAAAAAGGUUUGAAACAGCACAAGAACCUGCUUUAAAAUAAAGUUCUUGCUAUCAGCCAGGUUGUGAAACACUGGAGGAAAUAGACUGUACAACUGUCUUGUUUACAAGAACUAAAUGUUACAUCCAAGAUCCAAUGCACAUGUCUGGGGAUUUGGCAGCAUUUCACACAAUAACCAUUUAAACUGUUUCCCUUGUUUUAAGUUCUGCUCCACUUGAAUUCUGCCAAUGGCUUUAUUUGUGUAUAUAGGUCAGCAGGUCAGAAAGAUGGAAGUAAGAGCUGUUUCCUCUGACCAUACAAAUUAAAACUCUCAGGAAGUUUGAUUAAGCACUGAGUGGCUCAGCUGCUCAUGCCGUGCCCAGAAAGGGUUGAUCAACAAAAUAACUGAGAAUGUUCCCAUUCUCUAAUUCCAGCAUCCUGCUACAAUAACAUAUCGGCAUCACACAGGGACCGUCAUCUACUACAACAUUUCCAUUGGGCAUCUUAUAGAAUAGCCAUCUCACCAUGCCCAGGCAGUGAGCACACCUGGAGUAUCCAAUACAGUCAAACAGUUAAAAGUGACAGAAUGAGAUGAUUGCAUAAUUGUGUACAAUAAAUGAACAGGAAACCAUGAUCAAAGACCAGCUGCUUUGUGGGCAGAGAAAAACAGAUUUUGUUGAACAAAUUAUGUGUUAGAAAUCAUUCCCUUGGCUAUAAUUAUAUAUGGACUUUCUCCAUCCUCAGUUAUCUUUUGUGCUCAAGAGUAAAAACAGUAAAUUCUUCACAGGAAAAAAUGUAUUUAGUGGAUUUGUCCACUUUUUGCUUGAAAAUUAUCUAUGUUUACAAUUGUACUUGCCAUUCAACUGAUGUUCUAUUGGCCAUUGAAGUAACUGGGAGCCUUAUCUGACCCUUUGUGAAAGUAUUUCAACCUGUCUUUGCAAAUGGUUUGUUCAGGUCACUGUUGGUUCUGUGCUUGUUAUCUCAGUGGCAUAGUGUUGUUUGCCUGAUUGUCUGUCUAGAAAACAAGCAAAGAGAAUGGAGGGAUCAUUUACCACAAUAUGUGUUUAUAGGUAGACACCUAUUAUGUCCUGUCACAGAAGGAUCAACUUUUGCAAUGGCUGAAACCUACAUGCCAGCUACAAUCUUCAGGUUCCCCUCCGUUAGAUUCCAUGUGGCCACUGAUUUAGGCUCUUCUCAGGUGUUCAACUGAACAGGUAAAUUAAUUAAUUUGGGAGUCAGGAGUUUUCUAAUAAAGGUAUUUUUAAUACUAGCCAUAAAUUAAUAUACUGAAACAACAGAAACAAGUUUUCCUUUGGGACAGAUACUUCUGGGGAGAUUAAUAUUCCAUAGAUGAAAUCUUGCCUAGAACCAUCCAGAUAGAAGUUGCUAUUAUAUAUAUCCAUUUCAUUUCUCUAUUAAGAUCAUUUUUAAGCUGCAAUGAGAUGUCUAAAUUGUUUCUCAUGCACUUAAUCUGAUCCCUUAUUUGGUCAGCUGCAAGGAAACCAACUUCACAUGUUUCAACCAGUGCUGUAGCCAGUUACGUGGUUUGUAUUUUCCCCCCCUCAGCUUGAGCUGGGUUUGAGUGCAGAAAUACCCAAGGAAAAUGGCUGCAUUGCUGAUCAAAAACCAUUCUUUUCAAAAAUACUCUUUCAUGAACAAGACACACUCACUAUCAGGUUCCUAGUUAGUGAACUAGCAGUGGUGGUGGUAGGUAAGUCUAUUUUGGAGAGGUGUAACAGAUUGGUUUGCACCUUUGAAAGCAAACCAAGGAACAGCCAGCAGGUAAGAGGUACAUGCUGAUGAGGCUGGAGCACAGCUUGGAGGUUUCAGAGGACUCCCAAGAAGUGUCUGAGAAGUGGGAGAGGUUGGGAGGAAGCAGUUUUGCUCUAAGAAGUUGACUGUGUGCUGUUGAAGUUGAGAUCGGGCUCCUUAGGGCUGGGCUGGUGUGGGCUGUAGUUCCUUUAUAUUUGAACCAUUUUUCUAUUCUGGAAUUGAAACUAACUAAGGGAGCUGCAUACUGGACUCAGUAUGGUUGACUGUCUUCUUUCUGAGUGGGGACCUAGACCUAUCCUACAGGAGGGCAGGGUGUACAGUGAUGAGAACGGGGUAACUGGGAUUCACAUCUCUUCCUGGCUCUCCUGAUAGUUCAAUAGGGGACACCAAACCAGUCACUCAAGACCAAUUCUUCCAAAGCACACCAUUUCUGAGUUCCCACCUCAGAUAUAGAGCCUGACCCCAGGAUACUGAGCACUUACAUUUCCCACUAACGUCAGCUGAAAUUCUGGACUCUGAGUGCCUUGGAAAAUCAGGUCUUUGAAGUCAGAAAUUGGGCACCCAUAAUUAGUCCCCACUCUCAAAAGUUUUGGCUCAGCCAUCCCUAUGCUUAGUUUACUCACUUGUAAAAGGAGCCAGGUGGCUCUUCUCAAGCUGCUAAGGGUAUUGUGAGACCUAUUUAUGAAGUACUGGGAGAUGCUUGUGUGAAAGUCAUUGUAAAACUCCAACUAUUAUUUACUACCAUCUAGAAGACCUUAUAAGGAGGAAGGGCACUGUGUCCUAGUCCAUGAUGAGGGGUUUUAGGUGCUAUGCCAAAUCAAAUAACAACAGUAUGAACAAACUCCUACAGGAUAAUAAACUGUACUUAAUGGAAGUAAUCAUGGGAUUUGAACCUGCACUCAAACAAAUUGUCCAUUGACUUAUGUGGCAAUUCUGCUUUGGUCAGGACUGCAUGAUGCACAUGGGCCAAACUACAAGCAUAGUAACACGGAAAACUGGUAGGUGUUACUGGGCUGAAUCAUGUCAUUUUCUGAGCAUUCCCAGGCCCCGCACAGAUGACUCACACAACACAUUGUCUGUCUAGACCUCAAGAAAGGCAUAGAGCACUGGUUCUCAACCUUUUUAGGCUCAAGGCACCCCUCGAAAAACACCAGCUCCUAGCUUUCACUUGCUUUUUGACUACAGAAAAAUAAUAGAACAAUUCUUUUGUUGCAAAAAACUCAGACCACAACAGGUCAGAAUGGUUUGGACAUCAUGGAUUCCUCUGAUAUUUCUGGGUUUAUCUUGUGAAUUAGCUGAUGAAAUAGCAAAGUGGCUAGAGCACAUGUCCAGGAUUAGAGAGACCUGUAUUCAAUUCCUUCCUCCUCCAGGAUAUUUGAACCUGAAUGUCAUACUCUGGUGAGGCCUCACUUGGAGUAUUGUGCCCAGUUUUGGGCCCCACACUUUAAGAACGGUGUGGAUAAUUUGGACAGGGUCCAGCACUGAGCCACAAAAAUGAUCUGGGGCCUGAGAGACAAGACGUAUAAGGAAAGGCAGAAAGAACUAGGGUUAUUUAGUCUGGUGAAGAGAAGACAGAUGGGGAAUUCAAUAGCAGUCUUCAAAUACCUGAAGGAUGGUUAUAGAGAAGCUUGAAAUGUGCUUUUCUCUGUGGCCACAGGGGGCAGGACUAGGAGCAAUGGCUUCAAGCUGCAGCAGGGAAAAUUUAGGUUGGAAAUUAAGAGGAACUUUCUAACUAUAAGGGUGGUCAAGAAUUGGAACAGGCUACCCAGGGAAGCUGUGAAUUCUCCAUGCUUGGAAACUAUCAAAAGCAGGUUGGACACACUUGGCUGGGAUGGUUUAGUCAGGGAUGCUCCUGUCUUGAGCAGGGGCGGGUGGACUACAUGACCUUGUGAGGUCCCUUCCAGCCCUACUUUCCUAUAACCGAAGAGAGCACAUGAAUCCUAACCACCAGACAAUUCUGAGACUGGGGUGAAUUAAGUGUCCCUGAAUCCCUCCUAAUGAAGCCUAACUGCAGGAUAUUGAGGGUCAUAAGGACUGAGGGGAUUUCAAGGAUCAUCUAGUCCAUGUCCCCCCACUCCCCCCGCCCUCCAUUAAACAAGUUUUACUGUACUUAACCCAUCUUUGGCUGCUGCCUAUCCAGCCUGGUCUUGAAGUCUCCAGUAAGGCAGAUUCUGCAGUUUCUUUUGGAAGUGUUUUCCAAUAUCUAGCUGCUCAGGUAUUUAUGGUUUUUUGUCCCUGAGGCUUGAUCUCAAUCUGCCUGCCUGCACUUUAAGCCCACUGCUUAUCUCUCAGAUAUAGUUUUCUUGAAUCAGGGAAGUAAUUCAUCAUGCAUAAAUUUAAGCACAUGUCUCUACAGGAUUAAGGCUCACACCAUUUCCUGUCUUGCUGUAAAAAUCUUUAUAAAUAGUAAGGCAGCAGGAAAAAGCCUGUUUUUUUACAGCUUUAAAAUAAGUCCAGGGCAUGCUGUUUAAAGGGUUCUCUCAGAAACUGAAAUAUUUUAAAAAAUAUGAUUUUUAAAAUUCAAGCACUGUUAGUAUACAGUAUAUAGAAAAUCACUAUUUAAAAUUACACUAAUGUAUUUAUGUAAAAGUAAUGGAAGUUCAGGAGGAAGGAAGAGUCAAAUUGAAUUUUAUUUUCUCAUUCAAUCUGCAUUUGAUCCAUUCUUCAUUCCUACUGGUGCCAGUGAGUUUUAGUUUCUAAAACAGACCGUCAGUUCAAGUAUAUGUCAUCAAAAUAUUCAGAAAUGCCAGAUGCAGUCUACCUUCAUGGAGUUUACAGAAUUCAAUUAGAAAUGCAGGAAUCUAUGCAUGCCCUCAAGCAGCAAAACUCAAAUUACAUUUCCAGAUCUGAGUGAUCUAUUCAAAUCAGCCAUUUAUCUAUUUGCUAAAUAUAUAUUUAAUUAUCCUCCAGUUAGUCACUGGUAUAGUCUAACAAUUUGCAAGAUGUUUACAAACUUAGCUGUAUGUUCACUCUGGUGACAGCAUUAACAUAAUCUGAUUUAGAGCUUCAGUAAGUCACGAUGGGUGCAUCUACACAAGAUGCUUUGAGCACAGUAGACUAAUUCUCCUGCGCAUUAGCAUGGCAGACAAAACCUGUGCUAAUGAGCUAAUGUGCAGGAGAAUUAGUCUACUGUGCAUCAGCGUCACCAAAAAAACAUGUACUGCAGCUAAUGCACAGUAGUGCUGAUUACGGCACAUUAAGGUAGUACCUGUAAUUACAGGUAUCAAACUUAAUAUGUCAUAAUUACAGCGCAUUAAUUAAUGUGUAGAUACACCCAUUGACUAUGAGCCUUCAAGCUGAGGUUUAACAACCUUUGCAACAGUAGGAUGUUAGCUGUAUGGUUCCUUGCAUCACCUGUGGCAGGUUAAGAUGCUAUGUCUUGGGUUUUGUGUCAGGAUUGACUGUGUAGUUUUGCUAAAAGGUUAAACAAUGGAUUUGUAAAAGAUGAUUUGAUUAGGGAUGACCCUGCCUCAGAUAAGGUGUUGGACUAGAUACCUUCUGGAGGGCCCUUCCAGCCCAGGUUCUCUGUGAUACUCUGAUUCAUAGAACUAAUAUGUGAAUACCUCAGAUACUUGUUACAGAAUUGGUUUACGUAGUCUCAGAGGCCUCUCAGUGAAGGUGCCAGCUGGGUUGCUGAACAUAUCAAAUCCUCAGCUUUUUUUUCCUGUCGUAAGUCAGUGUAAUGCUCCAUGCUUCCUAGACUGACCCAAACCCAUUCUGACACAAGAAGAGUUUCCAGAGGUUUGUCAAGACUGUCUGGAUUUCCAAGGCAGAGUUAUUUUGCUUUGUACGGUAGCUUGUGCUUUUAUAUCAAAUAUACAUUUAUUUUGUAUAAAGCUCAUGCAGAUGGAGUUGGUCAGGGAUCAGCAACCUAUGGCCUGUGGGCCAGAUCUGGCCCACAGAGUCUUUUAAUCCAGCCCUCAGACAUGGGGUUUCAGCAGCAGUAGCUGGCACAGGGAAAGGCAGCCACAGCGGGCACAGGGGAAACACUCACCACUGCUGCUUUUCCCUGUACCAGCACAGGAGAAGUGCCCGCCAUCUGCACUGGGAAAGUGCCUGCUGCCGCUGCUUUAUCCAGCACCUGCUGCCACUUUUCCCUGGUGGGCACAGGAAAAAGCAGCAGUGGCAGGUGCUUUCCCCAUGAAGGUGCAGGGAAAAGAAGCAGAGGGGGCAGCAGAUGCAUCCUAGUACCUACCUACCAGCCCUCCUCUGCCCUGAAUUGGGUCAGUCUGGCCUGCAACUUUUAAAGGUUGUCAGCCCCUGUAGUUGGUCAUUAGGGCUAUGCGAAACGGCACCGUUCCAUUUCGCCUUGAGUUUCGACGGUUCGACAGAACAGUGUUUUAUAACAAAUUUCAUUUCAAGUCGAAACAGCUGUCCUGUUCUGUUCCACUGAAACAGAAAGGCUGUUUUGAGUUUCACUGGGGAUGGGAAGUCAGCCCAGCUGGGGUGAUUUCCUGUCCCCAGCGCUAGAUCAUACCUGGGGGCGGGAGGCAGCCCAGCUGGGCUGCUUCUCUGUGCCCCACGCUACAUUGCUGAAGCAUGGGGGAUGAGGAAGCAUUCCAGCUGGGCUGCAUCUCACCCCUGGUGCAAUGUAGCACAGGGGACAGGAAAGCAGCCCAGCUGGGCUGCCUCGCCACCCCCUGCUGGAUCUUGCAAUGAGGAUGGGAAGUCAUCCUGGCUGGACUGACUUUCCAUCCCCAGCCUAUGGUUGAAACGUUUCGACUUUCAAAAUGUUUCAACCAGCCUUGUUUUGUUUCUAGGCUAUUUUGAGAGCCUUUGUUUUGUUCUGGUUUUGCUGUUUCGACCUCCAAAUUGGUCAAAACUGUCAGAAUGAAAUGGCUGGUGAAAUUUCACACAGACCUAUUCGUCAUAAUAUGCCACUGAUCUCCCUAGACUCAUGCCAAGAUUGGCAUGCUUCAAGCCAGUGGGUGAGCAGCUGCAGCUAAUGGAGGUUCAGUAAUAUCAAAGGGACUCUGUGUGGGGGCAGCAGCCUGCAUUAUCAGUUGCAAGAUGACAGCUUUGAAUUGCUGCUGCAUGUGCAGACUAGCAUUUUAAGGAAAUCUUGCUGGAGUACCCUACAAUUAAAAAUCCCCAGAGGUCAUGG